Messenger RNA from Closterium sp. NIES-65, 261 nucleotides. The record is from the annotation of a GenBank genome assembly. NCBI's taxonomy places the organism in Eukaryota, Viridiplantae, Streptophyta, Zygnematophyceae, Desmidiales, Closteriaceae.
AUGACAGAUCGGCGGACAGAGCAUGUGAGGAUUCGCCUUCCGAGGCGUCACCGUCUGAGAGUGAAAAUCUCGUUCACAACUGCACAACAGGAUGUGCUGACAGGAGUCCCACGAAGGUGCAGUGCGAGUGAGGAGUGGGAUCCGCCUUCUGAUGCAUCACGGGAGGAUGAGGACGAGGACACAAGGGAGGAUGGAUGGAUUGUUCGGAAACAAACAGGUUGCAAGUGCAGUGCCUGGAGGGAGGACGCAAGGAGGCAAUGA